GUCCAGAGUAAGACCAGGAUCUACAGCCAUUAGUUUGCAUACUGGAAACAAGGGUCGAUCAAAAUGAAGCUUCUACUUUGGGCCUGCAUCGUGUCCGUUGCUUUUGCAAGGAAGCGUUUCUACUUCUUUGAUGAGAAUUUUGCCUCAUCGAGUGAAGAGGAUUACAACGGCAAUUUUGGCAGUCGUUACCCAAUUAACCCAUCUCUGAAUAUUCCUUAUCCCCUGCCAGAGAGUGACUUCGCCCCUCCCAGCAGUCUUCCGGGGAAUAAUUUCCCCAGAUACCCUAGGAAUCGUGACCCUGAUGCACGGAUACUCCCAAAUCGCUGGAUUUUCACUGCUUUUGGAGCCCCCUUCUACCGCAUUCCCAAUUUUCCCACACCUUCUUGGUUGCCCCGCCCUCUUCCUCCUCCUCCUCCUCCUCCUCCUCCUCCUCGUGGGGAUCUCCCCUUCCUCCCACCCCCAAGUAGACGUUGGGGCCCUUUUUCCCCACCUGAGACAGCUCUACCUGUUGCAGCCGAACCAUACGUAGCUAAACCUUUUGUCCCACCUACACCCCCACGCACCGUCCCCGAGAUUGAGCCGCCUGCCGUCACUGCGCCGGAUGAAGGCGAGCCCGCCGCCGCCGCAGGGCCUCAGCCCUCGCCUUCUGACCAGGUAAAGAAGUGAACUUUUCAAGAGAAGAGAGUACCAUACAUUUGUUUCUAAAUCUCCUAUAAUGAAAUGCCUGGUUUUGAUUUGUAUUUUGAGCGUGCUUCUGCAAAGAACAGCAUAAGAAGAAUCUGAGGGAGCCCUUUACCAUAGCUUUUUAAAAUAAAUUCUAAGUAUAAAUUAUGUAUAUGGUUAGAUUCUGUAUUAAGUUAUGAAUUCAGUAAUUAAAAAUAGGAACAAAUUGCUUUGACUUAAAUAUUUAAAGAAUUUUUAAUCCAUUGACCCACUACCUAUGUUUUACAAAUGUAAAUAACUUGCCAUAUUGACCUGAGUUUUUGAGUAAAAGAAAUAAAAUGUUUUCUGCCCAACAGAAAUUUCCCCUAGGGAUUUGAUUCUCUUUUUCCACAUCCCAGAUGUAAGCCAUUCUGAAGUUUGUGUAUAUGUUUCAUUGGCCUGUUUACAUAAUUUUAGUAUGCAUAUAUACGGCUCUUAAAAUAAGUAAAAGGAUUUUGUGAGGUUUUUAAAAUUUACACAAACAUG
Vicugna pacos (alpaca) is the source of this 1188-nucleotide messenger RNA. The record is from RefSeq and is a predicted model, not a curated record. Lineage: Eukaryota; Metazoa; Chordata; Mammalia; Artiodactyla; Camelidae.